AUGGAAAAUGUGUGUAAGGAGCAGGGGAAAGAAGACUUGUUUACAUUAGACCUUAUACUUACCAAAUACGAGCAGUAUGUAAGCGGCGCAAUACGAAAUGAGGAAUUGAGGAGGUACAUAGAGAGGUUUAUGUUCCAGUACAACUGCCUAGAUGAAUGUGAAAAGAAAUUAAUUGAGGUCAUAAAAAGGUGUGAAAAUUUUGAGUGUAAAAAAUUUCAAGCCCAUUAUUUGUUCAUAACAAAUAUAAUAAAAGAAAUAUGUCAUAUGGAAUUGAUCCCAAUAAUAUACAACGAAAUAUUAGAAGAGAGGAAUGCCAAAAGUGAAGCUUCCUACCUGAGUAGGGAUUACUACAUAGAGGUAGAGAAUCAAAAAGAUGCAGAAGAAAAUUUCAAAGCCAUCUGUGAAAGGGUCUAUAAAAAAUACAUCCUUGUGUUUAUUAAGCUGUUGUAUUACUCAACCAAUCUGCCGCCCCAUUUGCUGAACAACUUAAUAAGUGCCAUGUCCUGUAUGUGCAUAUUAAUAUCCAAGUAUGAUACGUUUAGAGAACCAAAUGAGAAAUUUUCGGAGCUUAUAUAUAGAAUAUUUUGGAAUUAUUUCUCCAAAAGUUUUUAUUUUCCACAUGAAAAUUAUAUUUCCCUGGAGGAAAAUGAUGAUUUGGAGGACGAGGAUGAUACAUCAUCUUCCUACUACACAACUGAUACAGCUGGUGGUCAGAAACGACAGGGUGAUCCGCAACCUGGGGGUGAUUACACCAUACGGGGUGUAAAUUCCUCUGAGGUUUGCCUUCCCGUCGAAAGCGGUGCCAAUUGCGAAAUUGAAAACGUAGGUGAUGAUCAAGCCAGUGCUGUGGAGCUGAGCGAAACUUACGCCAAAGUGAAUAAGCGGCUGCAUGCGCACAGUGGUGAGAAAAAGAAGAAAAAAAUAAAAAGGGAUAAUGAGGGGGUGGAAUUAGCCAGCUCUUCCACUUUGCUGAAUGCAAAUGCAGAAUGUACAGAAAGUAGGGAGCACAGUGUGGUCCAUAGCAGAGAUGACGACCACAUAAGCAGUAACCACACCCAGGAAUUCCAAACAGUGCAGGAUGUAGAUGAACUGAUAGAGGGUGAGAAGAAGGACGCAGAUGCUGCGCCGUCUACUUGUCCUUCUCUACAUUGGGGUGAUGAGGGGGUGGAGAAGUUGGCGGAGGUAUAUGGCGAGAAAGGGGUGGUCGCGGGGAGGGGCCUCGCAAAGGGGGACACAGUUGGACAUCCAGGUGGGUAUACCGGAGGAUAUGCAAACGGGUACGCAGGAGGGUACCCAAUCGGUCAGCCCGCCGGGCUUCACUCCGAACGCCACACCGAAGAGACCACCGAGCGGAGAGACUCCUACCCCAGCGAACAGGACCUGAAUCACGAAAACGUUAUGUUCGUGAAUGUCCUCCUAAACGUGUACGUAAGCUUAUUUAACACGAGAAGUAAGAAGAACUACUUGUUCUAUCGUGACAAUCAAGUAGCUUACAACGAGUUCCUUCUCGACAACGUUGAAAUUGUGAUUGACCAAAUGAGGAACAUGCUUAACAAGAUCAGACACAGCUUGAGUGAAUCCAUAAUUUAUUUUUUGAAAUUGAAAUUUUUAAUUCUUCUGUUUCUGAUUAAGUUUGCGAAGAGAAACUCGAAAGAUGCCAAUGCGGGCAAGUCCACCGAAAAGUUGAAGAAGCGGAGCCAAACGGUUCAAGGCGGGGAUAACCAACAGGACAUUGGCACAGGUGGAUACAUGAACAGCGAUAGCUAUGCUAGUGGUCACAACUACGCGAGUGGCCACAACUACACGAGUGGCUACAACUACGCGAAUGGCCACGGGUAUGAUAACAACUUUGGAAGCUACUACGGUGGUAACGGGGCCCAGAACUGCAACGGCAACCCGAACGACUUCCAAAACGGUUACCCGAACACACCAGAGUCGGAUUUCUUUCCCGUGUGGAGACGGAACGAAUCCGCGGAGGACAGCAAAAUUUAUGUUGACCCCCUAAGUAACAGCAGCGUGAUGAACAAUGUGGACACGGCGUCUGCGCGGAGCAGCAUCGGUGGGGUUGGCAGUUCGUGCGGAAACAUCGCAGGCAACGAUCUCGGCAUUAAUCACGCGCUGCAGGAAAGUGUAAUGAGUGGUACCGGCGUAGGAAGCGACAUCGUUAGCGACAUGGGCAGUGGCAUCGUUAGCGGCAUGGGCAGUGGCAGCCAGUACCCGAAUGGCCACAGUGCCGCGUACGUAGAUGGUAGUAAUAGCACCCCCACUAUCGAUAAUAACAUAAACGAAAACAGCAUCGAUAUUGGUAACUUUUGCGAAAAUUUAAGUGGAGAUUACAACUGUGGCACGACGAGUAGGAAUCCAGGGAGUGACUGCAUGGGCGCCAGCAACGAACACAGUGGUGCGUUUAACGCAACUACGAGUGGAAGUCCAGAUGACGUAAUAAUUUCAAGUAGGUAUGCAGCCUCAUGUGGAAGCCAAUAUGGUGUGCUAAAUGCUACUAAUGAUGGCUCUGUAGGUGGCACUAACGAGGGAACUAUCCAUUUCAGUAAAGAUGCCCCCACAAGUGGCAGUCAAGAUGGGCUUAUAAACGAUGGGACAUACAGUAAUGUAAAUCCCAGUUAUUGCAAUGGGAACGUUGAGGGGGCGUAUAGCAUCCCCCACUACAGCACGUACGGUGAGUAUUACAUGCAGAACAACGAGAAGAGUAUUGCACCGGGGCAGGCCGUACAGAGCGAGAAUAACGUAGAGAACGACCCGGUCAGCAGCCACUACUCGCCGAGCAUCUUUAACAAUAAUGACUCGGCCACAGGGAUGAACGAUAUCUUUUUGAGCAACAUGAAGAACAACCUGUUUGCGAGCAUGGCUGGGUGUAGUGGGAACAUGGCUGGGUGUAGUGCGAGCAUGGCUGGGUGUAGUGCGAAUAUGGCUGGGUGUAGUGCGAAUAUGGCUGGGUGUAGUGCGAAUAUGGCUGGGUGUAAUGGGAACAUGGUUGUAGGUAAUCCAGACAUGGCUGUAGGCAACCAAGGCAUGGUUUUAGGCAACCAAGACAUGGCUGUAGGCAAUCAAGGCAUGGUUGUAGGCAAUCUAGGCAUGGUUGGCGCUGUUCCCCCGGGGCAGAGCUACCCCUGCGACGGCAGCAGAUUCCCCUUUGCCAGCAAAAAUAAGGAAGAAUUGGGAGACACAUGGAACUGCCACGAGGAGAUGGAGGGAGAGGAAGGAACCCAAGUUGUAGAGGUGGUAGAGGACGAAGAAGAGGAAGAAAGAAGAAAGAGAAAAAGAGAAAUUGAAGCAGAGUGGGAAGGAGAACUGGAUGCUGGAAACGAAUUUCAGAUGGAGUAUGUAAUUUUAAAUCGUGAUUUUUUAAGGAACAAUGUAAAAAAGAGUACAUUCGAAAUUGUGAAGGAUAUGAUAAAUAACUUAUAUAGCAAUAGUUUCUUAGAGAUGCUGGACGUCCUGGUAAAGUGUGUAGAAGUGAAUUUCAAAGAUGAAAAUCUUACAUUAAUUAAUCGAAUUUUUUCAUGCAUGUUGAAGGGCAUAAAAUAUUGUAACGAAUUGAACAAGUACAAAAUUUAUAUGUUCAUUUUGAGCAAAAUUGACAAACUUAUUAAGAGUAAAAGGUAUGAAGAAAAUAACUCAACUUUGAACAAUUACAGCUGCUAUUUUUUGCUGAAUUUGAUUUUUAAUUUGUUUAAGAGGGAUAAGAGGAAGAAAAGAAGAAACAUAUGGUACUUGCUGUUCGAGAUCCAUGUAAAUAAAAUGAAAAGGAAGAAGGUUACUAUGAAGGUGAACUCUGUCAAGGGGGAUGAGCAACAGGUUGGUAUGUACCCUCCUCAUAUGGUUGACGUGAAUGAUUAUAUAAAAAAGAAUAAAAGUAAGAAUAACGAAUUGGCUACAAAAAUGCUGAUAUCGUCCCUGAUAAGAAGCAAUGAAAAGAAUAAGCAUUUCAAAAUGGAUCAAAUGAAAAGCAACAGUGUAAGCGCGUCGGAAAAUGAAAACGAUUUGAUGUCCCUAUGUGAUGGGAAGAACUUUUUAAUUAAUAAUAUAAUAAAUUUUUUACUGGAAUGUUGUAUUAGCAAGGGAUGCAUUGUGAGAUUUAUGAGCCUUAGAAUUUUCUACAUGAUGACCAUUCUGUUUAUAGAAUUUAUUAAAAAUAGAUCGUUGAGCUAUGAAGAAAAGUUGCUUAAAAAUUAUAUCAUGAAAUCGAUUUAUCAGAAUUUCUUCCUCUGUAUUUUUUUACAUUUUAAAAGAACCAGAGACGAAUAUUUUUAUUUAUAUGAAGCUUCGUAAAUGAGUUUUACGACAAAAUGCAAGGAGAGUGUUUCCCUGACUGAUAAAAAGGGCGAUCACUAUGAUGACAGCACGUUGAGGAGCAUCUACUCCAUGUUCCUAAGUAACGCCAAGGACCUCUACCUGUUCGCCUUCUUGAUGCUUUUUAAAAAUUGCAGAAAUGUUAUGAACUUUAAAAUUUUGAAGGGCAUUUUGAAGGUGUCGUCGGAGGAGGUUAAGGUGAUACUGGGGAACUUGGUGUCGCAGCGAGAGGGGGAUGGCUCAGAGAGGCAGGACAGGCAGGAGGGGAAGGACAGGCAGGAGAGGAAGGACAGGGGAGGCUCGGUUAGCGGCAUGGUUAGCGGCUCGGUUAGCGGCUCGGUUAGCGGCUCAGUUAGCGGCACGGUUAGCGGAUCGGUUGGCGGCACGGUUGGCGGCACGGUUAGCGGCACUGUUAGCGGCAUUGUUAGCGGCGCUGUUAGCGAUGAUGUGAUCGUGCUGUCCGCGGAUGCGACCAUGGAUGCGACCGCCGAUUUGACGGUCGAUCCGGAAGGGGAAUUACAAAACGGGCUGCCCAGCGAGGCGCAGAACGGCGGCGGCUACCCCGUAGAUGCGAAGGAACCAAGUAAUCUAAAGAGAAGAAAAGAAAGCAGCAAAGUAGAAUUGUUUCGAGUAAAAAACAUAAACAUGAACGAUUUUCUCACCAACGAGAUGCAGAUAAAACUGAAAAUAAAAGAGCAAAAUGAAGAAGAAAAGAAAAAAACGACGUACAAAAAUUUGUAUUUUAUUAACAUAUUCUACAUUGCAGAAUUAAAAAAACUUAGCACAUACGACAAUAGUUUUAUAUACUACAUGUUCAAUUGCAUUUUUUGUUUUCUGAAUAUAUAUAUAAAUCGGUUCACUUUUUUUUUUUUCUUUAUUAAAAACGAGAGCAACCAUCGCAACAGCUACGUUUACUCUGAUAAUCCCUUCAACAAUAAUAAUAGCAGCAGCAAUGGAAACAACAAAAAAGACGUUGAAGAGUUGGGAGAAAUGAAUGAGCAAAAAUAUGUAUUGGAGUUUAUCCUAGAAAUGCUGACACUGUUCAGAAAUUUCUUACAUAUUAUUACGGUAAUGGAGGAAAAUUUAAUCAGUGUAAAUAUCGAAUCUUUGGUGAAGAAAAAAACGAGAGGAAGCGAAUUGACAAAUAUACGAAGCCUCAAAAAAUUGGUUAUCCUAGAGUUACAGAAAUUUUAUUUCAUUUUUAUCAAGCUGUUAAAAGUCCUUUUCUUACUGAACAGAAUAAAUGGCUACUCUAUAACCCCUUUUGAAUUUUUCUUUUUUAAACUGAUACACGUCACUAGACAAUGAAUGUAUUUUUCUUCCAUUAGAAGGUAUGACAUUUUUGGUUCUAACUCCUCCUACGUUGAUGAUCGAAAAGGGGAAGUAAACGGCAUCCUCGGAAGGGGACACAAUAAUCCGUAUGGUUACAGCAAUUCUUUCAAAGCGGAGGGGGAAGAGGAUGAGGAGGUAGAGGAGUCUAACGUGGAUGCAUCCCAGCGAGUGAAGGAAGCAAUGGGUAUGCCUCCCCCGACCAAGGAGGAACCUCCACCACAGGCACAGCAACUACAAGCGGAGCAAUCGAAGCAAUCGAAGCAAUCGAAGCAGUCGAAGCAGUCGAAGCAACCGCAAGAACUGCAGACUCCGCUGCUGCCACUCGAAACGGUUGACCAAAACGAGAAAAGGAAGUCGAACAGGAAGAGGUCUGGCAACAACAGCAGAAGAAGCAAAAGCAGCGCGAAGAAGGGGCAACCUGGGGUGAACAAUUUGGAGGAGGCCAUCGCUGCUGCCAUAGAAGUGGUACCUAAGGAAGAAGACCCCAGUGCCAAAAAUAACGGUGCAGGCGAAGACGGAAAAAUGGCAAACCAAGGCGGCAGUCAAAGCGGAAACCAACGAGACAACGCAACCGGCGAUAACGUGACUGUCACGGAAGCGGACAAGGCGGUACCAAGCACUUGUGCUAGCGGGGCAAAGGGUGUAGAGCCCACCAAAGUUGCCCCCAAUAGUGUAGAGGUAAACGAUGCAAGCGGUGCAAACGCUGCAAACACUGCAAACGGUGCAAACGGUGCAAACGCGAAAACAACCGCGAGUAGAAGCAAGAGGAGGAAAUGCAGUAGCACGAAGAAGGAGGAAGCGAAGAUUGAUAUUGACCCAAGCCGCUUGAUCGUCGCAGAGAAGCUGAAGGAGCAGGAGGAGAAGAAGAAAUGGGAUCCUACGAUAAACUGCAAAACAGAAAGUGAAGUAAAAGUGGAGAAGCAAGCAGAGGUGGAAAAUCCAACGAGUAAUACUGCUGAGCAGGAAACUAGGAGAAGCAGAUAUGGUAGAAAAAGUGGCGUUAACACGAAGGAGAAAAAUUUUAGCAUGCUGAUUGAAGAGGAACAUGAGCAGAAAAGGAAAAACAGGCGAAUGAGCAGGAGUAAGGCUUCAAGUGCAGGGGAUAGGAAAGGGAGAAGCGGAGCCAAGAAGGAGGUAGGAGUUAAGGGGGUAGGAGCUAUAGAAUCUGUAGAAGGAGCAGCGGUACAGGGGGCGGCCCCUGCCAGUGAGUUUCUAGGCUGUAUUCCUGGAGAUGUCCCAAGCAGGGAUCAACCCCAAAUGGGAAGCGACAAAACAUGUGAUAAUAACAAUAAUGAAAAGGAUCCUGCGAAGGUAACGAAAGAUGGAUUUUUCCCCGAAGAGGCCGCAACUCAGAAAAGAGAAGAAACGACUGACAUUUUGGUAGAUGGGAAAAAGGACUCAACCUCAACGGCGAACAAAGCCGAGGGAGGUGAACAAAUUUUGGAACAUACAAAUGAGAAAAGCACGAGCUUAAAAAUUGUCCUAAAUUGUAAUAGCAACAUGAUAGCCGAGAUGGACAGGCUAAAUUACUUUAGGAAGUACAGCGCUCUAAGCAGCUACAAAGAUUACAAGGUGGAAAAAUUUUUCUACGACAACUUAGAGCUGUUCCUACUAAGCAUAUUCGUAUUUGAAAAGAGUACCAAAUUGAACAGCACAGAUUUUUUUUUGGAAAAUUUUGACAAAAUAAAUGAAGUAAUUGAGUUCUGUAAGAGGCAUCAUAUCGAUAGAGGAAUAGAAAAAAUUAAGAAACAUGUGAACAAAAUAAUUAUCCAAAAUUUUAUUAUCAUUUGCUUGAAUUAUAUUGACAUUUUAAGGAAGCGAACGUACACCAGAAGGAGGAGUCGCAUGUGGUUUAGGAGCCUCCAUCAUAGGAGAAGUGAACAGGCGGAGCAGAGAACGACGGAAGUUGGACAGAAUUAUAACAAGUUUGGCGCAUCUCCUGUGGAAGGUACGGGUCAAAAGGUUGUCACUGGGGUUGAGUGCACCGUGGGUCAGGCUGUGGCAGGAUCGGUGGGACUACCGGGGGUAGUGGCCACGUCGACCAUUGCGCCAAUAGCGCCCACAGUUGGAGCAACAGGCGUAGCGACAGGCACAGCAGAAGGCAUAGUGACAGGCGUAGCAGCAGGCGGAGCAGACGUAAGUGGCUUAAAUGGCGUGACGCCCGUUGGGGGUGCUGCGGUCAAGGAGGAGACGAGUAAAAGCUCGAGGAGCAAAAAGGGGAAUAGCAGAAGAGGGGCGAGUAGGAACUCGAGGUCGAGAAGGAACACCAAGAAGGGGGAGGAAGCGGCUGCCCAGGCGGUAACGUUGAAGGAGGGGACUGCAAAUGAGGCCCUCGCGAAGGAGGGAGGAACCAACCAAGUGGCCACUGCUACGGUGGAAAUGGGUCGAACGGUGGCAGCAGAAGGGAUGGCCGCAGAAGGGAUAGCCGCAGAAGGGAUGGUCGCAGAAGGGCUGGUCGCAGAAGGGAUGGCCGCAGAAGGGAUGGCUGCAGAAGGGAUGGCCGCAGAAAGGGUGGUCACUGAAAGGGUGGUCACUGAAGGAAUGGCCGCUGAAAGGGCGACCGCCAAACCAACAAGUAACUACCACGAGAACAACUGCAAAGGUGCCCGCAGGAACAGCGGAAGUCACAGGGUAUCCAGUGCGAUGAGCAGUGUGGCACCGAAUGACCAUUUUCACCCCCGAGAAGCGCUCCUUUUCCAACGAAACAAAAGAGAAGAGAAAGAAAUAACAAACAAGCUACUCCUGAAUCUGAUUAACCUGUACAUAAAUUUUAUGUGCUCCUUUUAUUUCUACUACUUAACUUUUUACGAAGACAAUUACAACAUUUUGAAGAACAUAUUAUUUUUAGGGAUAGAUAAAGUACUACAGAAAAAGGCGAAUAAAAAAUUGACUAGCUUUGUUUUGUCUUUUAUGUACAUUUUAAUGUGCCUUUUGUUAAAAGUGAAGGUGAAGGAGGAAUUCAUAUUAACGUUGAGUAGGGACAAAACGAAGGGGCAAAAGGAAAUGAGAAGAAGUGAACGUAGGAGAAGUGAAAAAAGAGAAUUUCGAAAAAAAGUGGAAAAUAUUAGUGGAAAGAGCAGAAGCAGUGAAAGCAAAAUAAGCGAUUUGCGAGGAACAGGAACGGGAGCGACAGCAAAUGAUAAGCGAGAAAAGGAGGAAGAGAAAAAGUUUGUAGUGAAAUAUUUAAUUAACCUUAUAGACGAAAACCAACACAGAAAUGUAAACCAAAUUAGCAAGAAAAAAUUCAGGAAAAAUAUAAAGCAAGUUUUAUGUAUAAAAAAUGAUGAACAUUUGGAGAAUUACAGUUUUUUUCCAAAAAGGUGUUUCUACAAAAAUAAAAUGGACAAACAUAUAGAAAAGGUGUUCCAUGUGAAGAAGAAAAAAAAAUUAGUUCUUACAAGUUCGUUAAAUUUGAAGGAAAACUUAAAAAAGUUAAACAAUAUUUGUGUUAAUUUUUCGUAUAAAUUUAUUUUCCCCCUUUUAUCCGAGCCCCUAGCAUUUGAAAAGAGCAACGAAUGGCUCAUCCGUCGCGUUUUUAAGAAAGAUAUGAAGAAAGACACCAACUAUGCGAAAUAUAACUUUCUUGAUUAUAUUAUAUAUUCAUGUUUUUACACCAUCUUUUGCAAAACGAAAUUAAUUAAAAUGGUGAAGACAAAUUAUCAGCGGAUUUCUCCUGACACACAAAAUAGCAAAAAAAUAUGGGAAAUAUUAAAAAUGAAGUCGUACAUAUAUAAUCAGAAAAAAUAUUCCACUCUGCAAUUUUAUUUGGCCGUUGAAAUACUGAAUUUAAUUUUUAACAAUUUAAAAUAUCUUCCAUUUAGUUCGAUAAAGCUAAUUAUUGAUAUAUUUCUGAACAGAUCAUUUUUAACCGUAUGGAUAGAUGGGAAGAAGGAAGAUAUAAUAAAUAAAUUUCAGAGAUUAUUUCACAAUUUUUUUUGCGAAAUUUUUUAUCUGCAAUCUGAGAAACUUACACAGUUGCCAUAUUUUGUGUAUCAAUAUCAGAAAAGUAUUUUUCUUGUAAAUUUGGUUAUAAAUUCUGUUGUGUGCACGAAGAAGAAGCCCGUGGAUAAUUUUUUCCUUUUGGACAUUUUGAAGCACUGCUUCCCGAGGUCUGAUUUUGACAACUAUAAUAAUUCGUCCGAUAAGAAGAACGAGGACAAGCGGGGGGUGGAGCGGUCGCACCGCAUGUUGCGGAGCAAGAAGGUGACCCUACCGAGCUGA
Plasmodium cynomolgi strain B is the source of this 9864-nucleotide messenger RNA. RefSeq lists its product as hypothetical. Bases 1 to 4290 code for a protein of 1429 amino acids. The transcript is spliced from 6 exons. Lineage: Eukaryota; Apicomplexa; Aconoidasida; Haemosporida; Plasmodiidae. The record is from RefSeq and is a predicted model, not a curated record.